AUGGCAGUUUAUAUAAUUCGAAGAAUGCGCUGGGAUUUUGUUGUUGGAAGUUUGUACAGGAGGGAUGUUAAAUUGCCCUUCACUUGUUUUGCUGAUGCAUCAAACAAAACAUUUGCAAACAUAUCUCUGCCACAGUGCAGUCUUGCUUGUGACCGCUACAAUGGUUGCCUGGCUUUCCAGUACUACGAGUCAAGUAUUUCAAACAAAUUUAAUAAAAAUAUUUUUCAGAAUUAUGUCCUCCUUCGUUUGUUUACUUUUUUCAUCAAAAUCCUGCUACAAAUUGGAGGUUGGAUCAUGGAAUUGGGAGCAGGCAAGGAGCUGAUAAUUAAUUUUGUCAUUUUUGAUUCCAACAACAAUGGUUGUUACGACACUGAUUUUUACUCUAGAAAAAUAUGGCUAAGUGGACAGAAAGUUGAUCCUCUAAAUAUAUCGACACCAUUUGUAUGGAAACCAUUUCCAAAUGUUUCACGGAGUUUGGGCAAUAAAACAUUUUGGUAUCCAGACCAACCCAAUGCUUUUGGGUAUCCUGGAAUCUAG
Messenger RNA from Helobdella robusta, 537 nucleotides. RefSeq lists its product as hypothetical. The record is from RefSeq and is a predicted model, not a curated record. Lineage: Eukaryota; Metazoa; Annelida; Clitellata; Rhynchobdellida; Glossiphoniidae. The coding region runs from base 1 to 537 and encodes 178 amino acids. The transcript is spliced from 3 exons.